Theobroma umbraticum is the source of this 705-nucleotide messenger RNA. RefSeq names its product protein MIZU-KUSSEI 1. Gene Ontology annotation, biological process: hydrotropism. Lineage: Eukaryota; Viridiplantae; Streptophyta; Magnoliopsida; Malvales; Malvaceae. The record is from RefSeq and is a predicted model, not a curated record.
AUGACCAAGUUUGACGCCCCCCCGUCGACUCAUCCCUUGUUUCUACCCCACCCCCACCACCUCAUUGCCACCAUUACUCCCACCAAGAAACGCCUAAGUACCUCCCUCAGAGACGACCUCGACCACACCCACACCAUCACAAACCAAGACCAAGACAAAGACUCCCAAGACUCCACCAACACAACCGAUCCCGAAACGACCACGUUAGCCCCCGCACGCCCUUCGUCCAUGGUGAUAGGCACCAUUUUCGGCCAACGCAAAGGCCACGUCUGGUUUUGCAUCCAGCACGACCGUCUCUCCAAUGCCUCUCUCCUCCUCGAACUCCCCAUCCCAACUCACCAACUCGUCCAAGAAAUGCGCUGGGGCAUCGUCCGCAUUGCCCUCGAGUGUGACCAUUCCGAACUCAGCGCCUGUCCUCUCCACUCGGUCCUUCUUUGGACCAUGUACUGCAAUGGUCGAAAGAUAGGGUUUGCUACAAAAAAAAAGCCAGUCACCAUACACCGGCUGAUGUAAAAGACCAUGCAGUCUACAACAGUGGCGGCCGGGAUACCUGCUGGACUCGGAUCGUCAGAUCGGAGGAGAUCAUACAUGAGGGCUAAUUAUGAGCAUGUUGUUGGUGACGCUGACUCUGAGUCGUUUCACCUUGUGAACCCGGAUGAUGCGCACUGGCAAGAACUAAGCGUGUUCUUGAUGAGAUCAAGGUGA